Messenger RNA from Asterias rubens (European starfish), 1292 nucleotides. Its product is annotated as trypsin-like. Gene Ontology annotation, molecular function: serine-type endopeptidase activity. The record is from RefSeq and is a predicted model, not a curated record. The transcript is spliced from 5 exons. Gene Ontology annotation, biological process: proteolysis. Lineage: Eukaryota; Metazoa; Echinodermata; Asteroidea; Forcipulatida; Asteriidae. The coding region runs from base 51 to 833 and encodes 260 amino acids.
GUUUGACUGCGCCAUUCUAACAUCCUGUUUCGACCAACAUCAUCAUCAUCAUGAAGGGCUUUGUUCUUGCUGCACUUGCUGUGUUGAUCCCCUGCUGUGUGGGUUCCCUCAUCGUGGGUGGACAAGAGUCUGUCGCACACAGCCGACCCUACCAGGUAGCCAUCAUGAACAAGUACAAAAGUCAAUUCUGUGGUGGAACUUUAGUUCAUAACCGUUGGGUUGUCACCGCUGCGCACUGCUCCCCUGGAAAUGGUCGGGAUGCGUGGGUUGGCCUUGGUUAUCAUAAAAUUGACGAUGACACUGACACGCAGUUUGUCGAAGGCACUUGGAACGAUCAUAUAGAUUUUGGCUUUGGUGGUCACGGUCUGAAUAACGACAUCUCCUUGAUUCAUCUUAAAACACCCGUCGCCAUGAACAGUGAAGUUAAAGCUAUCGGCAUCUCUUCCAGCGAGCCAAAGAAGGGAUUGGAACUGCUCGUUAGCGGAUGGGGAAACCUUGACCCAAGCACCUGGGAUCCUCCAAUUGCAUUGCAUGAGGUGGUUGUGUACGCAGACAGUCAUCAGGAGUGCGCUGCCGCUUAUGGCACCAUCACUCAAAACAUGUUCUGUGCCAGUGUGUACGGAGGAGGUAAAGACGCCUGCCAGGGUGACAGCGGUGGACCAAUCGUCAGUAACUUCGCCGCGGACUCCCAUCAGGCUGGUGUACUGCUUGAGGGUAUUGUGAGCUGGGGUUGGGGCUGCGCAGAGGCCGCACAUCCUGGAGUCUACACCAAGAUAUCAAAUUAUUGUGACUGGAUUUCCCAGAAAACAGGUGGCGAAGUCAAAUGUGUGUAAACAGAUACGCCGUGUUGCUUAGAAAAAGAACGUACCAGAAAUAUACAGCUGGUUCGCUUUGUUGGUGAAGCCGUUUAGAAUUUAAAGCCGACAAUCUUAAAGUCUCAACAAUGAACGUUUUAAUAACGUUCCAAUAACGAAAUAGUUUGCGUGUAAUACAGAUACGCUGUGCACAUAAUUAUAUUUACAACCGGUUUGGUUUUUGAUGAAGCCGUUUGGAACCUACCGCAGACAAUUUAAUAUAUAAAGCUCUUUAAAAAUACACAACGUUUUCCAACAAUACAAACUAUUGGCGUCAGGAAGAAUGUAUACUGUUAAUGUAUUACCCUAAAUUGAAUGUAGCCCAAUCACGGUGUUCAUGUCGUUUUAAUUAGUGUGUAACGUUUUAAUUAUUAAAUUGAAAUCAUACGCACGGGCUUUUGAACAAUAAACCAGAUAAAUUGUGCACUGAAAAUAUAA